Molecule: messenger RNA, 5898 nt
Organism: Symbiodinium sp. CCMP2592
Lineage: Eukaryota; Dinophyceae; Suessiales; Symbiodiniaceae
Source: the annotation of a GenBank genome assembly
AUGGCAAUGGCUGACAGCUUGCAGCUGGGCAGAGCCCCUGACAAGGACAAACGCUUGGAAGAUGCUGACGACCUCUGCCCUUCCGUGUGCUCCGAGAAGUUCAGCGUGUACUCGGAGGCAAGCAAUGUCUCUCGCUUGACCCAGCUCUCUCGGAAGAGCCUGGCGAAGCGCUGCCUCAGCUCCAAAGAGCUCGAGGAGCUCGAGGCCUCCCCGGGGUGCAAACGCGAAGAGCAGCCGGUGCUGACUCCUGUCCUCCUGCUCCUGGGCAGGACCGUGGACGGAGUUCGGCCGAAGCAUCUGUGGGGCAGAGGAGGCGGUCGCUGCUACGAUCGACCAGAUCCUCACGGAUGGCGGCACACUCCUUUGGCAGAAGCCUUCUCCUUCGCCUCCAAUGCUAUCUCUGAUGCUUUGGUCAGCCGUCUGCGGAUGUGCUACGUCAGCCAUGAUUCAGGGGAGACUGCAGUAGACGGGGCUCUAAGAGGCCCGGAAUGGAACAUUGAAGAUGAACCACAGCCUUGCGAGAUCGACAGCUGGGCGCGAAUGCAUUUGCCAGUUCGGCGAAGUGGGAAAGCCGACGAGGCCUCCACAUCCGGGGGAAAGCUGCCUGGCAAGCCUCGACGAGGCCAGCUUGCGAGCUCCUCGCGCCCCAAGGCCGCCAGUGGCCUGUCUUCUGUCAAGGAGAAGGCCACCGACCAGCCCCCGAGGAUGUUCAUGCUGGAGGGCGAGAACACUGUGGAUCCUGAAGAGGAAAGGAUGCGCGAGGCCAAAGCCCAAGAGGAAGCAAGGAAACGUGACAAGGAACGCCUUGCCAAGGAGUCGGAGAAGACGCAAGAGGAAGAGAGGCGGAAGGUGCAACAGCUCCACGAGGAGAUGUCAAAGCGGCCGCACACCUUCGACACUGAGGGCAAUCUCAUCUGGGUCGACGAGUUGAAGCCGGAGCGUCUGCCGAAGCUCGUGGAAGCCUUCGGCUACUCCGUGAAACGAGAGCCGAAGAUGCGGGACGACAAGGCAGCCCUUGGAACAACCAUGGCCGCCCCCAAAGCGAAGCAAAGGCCAAGGAGGCAUCGUGGAGGUGGACGAGGUGCAAAGAAAACAGACGCUUCACCAGAGUUCACCGACGGCUUCUCCAAGCUGCAGCACGGGCAGCCGCCGAUCCUCGAGACGAUGGUUGUGGUCCCGGGUGUAACUCUGGAGCAGCUUGGCAAGGUCAAGAGCGGUCCGGACGACGAGAAGCGCUUCCUCUCGCGGCGGGAGUACGUGCAGCUGGCCGAACAGGAGGCGGGCACCGGCCAAAAGCUGGGUGGCCCUCGACAGCAGUUUCCGCGGCAGAGGAUUGACAAGCAAUGGGCAAAGCUAAACACCAAGUGGAUAGAUCUCACUGCCAGAUGCCUCGGAUUCAUGGCUUCUUUCUACUUUCAGGCUUCCCCGCCCAUGCCCUCGUCGACAGCUGCAAGGGUCUCAGAAUGGCACUGGCAGAUGUGCUUUCUGCCGUCGCUCAGCUCGGAGUUGCGAAGGCUCCACCGGGUGCCAGUCCGCCUGGUGGUGAGGCACUGGCUGCAACCGCACCACCUGGUGGAGGCGGUGCGGCACUUCCCCAGAUCCCACAAGGACGAGGCCCCGCGGCCGUCGCAUACCCAGGCCGAUGUCUUGAGGGAACAGAGUGGGGUCUCAAAGCGAUGCAGCUCUUGGCAGUGCCCGACGAGGCAAUACCCCUGGACGCGAACCGUCUACAGGCGAUCCUGCCUCAGAGGGAGAAGAUGGCGGGCGGCUGCGGCCAGAAAUGUCCGGGUGCCUGAGAAACUGGGCCCAUUCAAGCGUGCCGCAAAUUUUGUCAUGGCGAAAGCCCUGAGCAUCGCAUGCCUGGGCGUGCUUGGCUUCGCCGGUGCCCACAAGCCGCGCACCGACGUGGAGAAGGCAUUCGACAAGUUCUUGAAGGAUUUCAGCAAGGACUACGACGAAGUGGAGAAGCAGGCUCGCUUCGGUGCCUUCGCGGACAACUUCGAGUACAUCACACGUGAGAAUGCCAAGGGCCAUUCCUACCAGCUCGGUUUGAACGAGUUCUCGGAUUUGUCGCUGGAUGAGUUCAAGAUGAACAAGCUCGGGCUGAAGCUUCCAGAGUCCGUGUGGGGAGAGCUGCCGAGCUUGGGCAUGCACAAGGCAGGCAAUUCCUCGCUGCCCAGCUCCGUCGACUGGCGCAGCAAGGCCGUGACGCCUGUGAAGAACCAGAAGCAGCUCAUGUUGGGCAUUCUCUACGACGGGCUGGUCGACUGCUCCAAGAAGUUCGGCAAUGAGGGCUGCAGCGGAGGCCUCAUGGAUAACGGCUUCAAGUACGAGGAGCAGGCACCUGUGUGCACGGAGGACAGCUACCCGUACUUGGCCAAGAAUGGCAUCUGCAAGGCCUCCGGCUGCAAGGUGGGAAUUCCCGCGCACGGCGUCACCGGCUACAAGGACGUCAAGGCCGACGACGAGCAGUCUCUGAUGGACGCUGUCUCGAAGCAGCCUGUGUCCGUGGCCAUCGAGGCAGAUCAGAUGGCCUUCCAGCUCUACAAGGGCGGAGUGCUCAGCAAGACCUGCGGCACCAAGUUGGACCACGGCGUGUUGGUCGUGGGCUACGGAACCGAGGACGGCAAGGACUACUGGUUGGUGAAGCCUGCUGGCUGCAAGAGGAGUUUGGAUCCACGGGUCGAGAGGAACAGCUGGGGAUCUACGUGGGGUGAAUCCGGGUAUGUGAAGCUGGAGCGUGGCAAGCCGGGACCUGGUGAGUGCGGCAUCAAGAGCCAGGCAUCCUACCCCGUUGUGUCCGGCAAGGGCCCCUCUCCAUCUCCAUCUCCUCCCUCUCCUCCGUCUCCCCCAUCUCCUCCGACUCCCAGCACCAGCCACUAUGAGAAGCCGCCGUGCCAGAAGGACGAGACCCAGGCUGAGGUGGAGGGUGCCGGUGGCAGCGUGUGUGCCCCCAAGUGCAACACCGGCUCCUGCCCAACGGACGUCCCAGAGGGCACCACCGCCAAGCCCAUGUGCAUCCUUCAGGACGAGAGCAGCGGCGACAAGUACUGUGCCCUGGCCUGCAUUGUGGGUGGCUGCCCCGAUGGCUCCAAGUGCGUUCACCUGUCCAGCCUGCUGGGUGUCUGCAUCUAUCCGGACUCCAGCUCCAGCAUCCCAUUCAAGCGUGCCGCAAAUUUUGUCAUGGCGAAAGCCCUGAGCAUCGCAUGCCUGGGCGUGCUUGGCUUCGCCGGUGCCCACAAGCCGCGCACCGACGUGGAGAAGGCAUUCGACAAGUUCUUGAAGGAUUUCAGCAAGGACUACGACGAAGUGGAGAAGCAGGCUCGCUUCGGUGCCUUCGCGGACAACUUCGAGUACAUCACACGUGAGAAUGCCAAGGGCCAUUCCUACCAGCUCGGUUUGAACGAGUUCUCGGAUUUGUCGCUGGAUGAGUUCAAGAUGAACAAGCUCGGGCUGAAGCUUCCAGAGUCCGUGUGGGGAGAGCUGCCGAGCUUGGGCAUGCACAAGGCAGGCAAUUCCUCGCUGCCCAGCUCCGUCGACUGGCGCAGCAAGGCCGUGACGCCUGUGAAGAACCAGAAGCAGCUCAUGUUGGGCAUUCUCUACGACGGGCUGGUCGACUGCUCCAAGAAGUUCGGCAAUGAGGGCUGCAGCGGAGGCCUCAUGGAUAACGGCUUCAAGUACGAGGAGCAGGCACCUGUGUGCACGGAGGACAGCUACCCGUACUUGGCCAAGAAUGGCAUCUGCAAGGCCUCCGGCUGCAAGGUGGGAAUUCCCGCGCACGGCGUCACCGGCUACAAGGACGUCAAGGCCGACGACGAGCAGUCUCUGAUGGACGCUGUCUCGAAGCAGCCUGUGUCCGUGGCCAUCGAGGCAGAUCAGAUGGCCUUCCAGCUCUACAAGGGCGGAGUGCUCAGCAAGACCUGCGGCACCAAGUUGGACCACGGCGUGUUGGUCGUGGGCUACGGAACCGAGGACGGCAAGGACUACUGGUUGGUGAAGCCUGCUGGCUGCAAGAGGAGUUUGGAUCCACGGGUCGAGAGGAACAGCUGGGGAUCUACGUGGGGUGAAUCCGGGUAUGUGAAGCUGGAGCGUGGCAAGCCGGGACCUGGUGAGUGCGGCAUCAAGAGCCAGGCAUCCUACCCCGUUGUGUCCGGCAAGGGCCCCUCUCCAUCUCCAUCUCCUCCCUCUCCUCCGUCUCCCCCAUCUCCUCCGACUCCCAGCACCAGCCACUAUGAGAAGCCGCCGUGCCAGAAGGACGAGACCCAGGCUGAGGUGGAGGGUGCCGGUGGCAGCGUGUGUGCCCCCAAGUGCAACACCGGCUCCUGCCCAACGGACGUCCCAGAGGGCACUACCGCCAAGCCCAUGUGCAUCCUUCAGGACGAGAGCAGCGGCGACAAGUACUGUGCCCUGGCCUGCAUUGUGGGUGGCUGCCCCGAUGGCUCCAAGUGCGUUCACCUGUCCAGCCUGCUGGGUGUCUGCAUCUAUCCGGACUCCAGCUCCAGCAUCCCAUUCAAGCGUGCCGCAAAUUUUGUCAUGGCGAAAGCCCUGAGCAUCGCAUGCCUGGGCGUGCUUGGCUUCGCCGGUGCCCACAAGCCGCGCACCGACGUGGAGAAGGCAUUCGACAAGUUCUUGAAGGAUUUCAGCAAGGACUACGACGAAGUGGAGAAGCAGGCUCGCUUCGGUGCCUUCGCGGACAACUUCGAGUACAUCACGCGUGAGAAUGCCAAGGGCCAUUCCUACCAGCUCGGUUUGAACGAGUUCUCGGAUUUGUCGCUGGAUGAAUUCAAGAUGAACAAGCUCGGGCUGAAGCUUCCAGAGUCCGUGUGGGGAGAGCUGCCGAGCUUGGGCAUGCACAAGGCAGGCAAUUCCUCGCUGCCCAGCUCCGUCGACUGGCGCAGCAAGGCCGUGACGCCUGUGAAGAACCAGAAGCAGCUCAUGUUGGGCAUUCUCUACGACGGGCUGGUCGACUGCUCCAAGAAGUUCGGCAAUGAGGGCUGCAGCGGAGGCCUCAUGGAUAACGGCUUCAAGUACGAGGAGCAGGCACCUGUGUGCACGGAGGACAGCUACCCGUACUUGGCCAAGAAUGGCAUCUGCAAGGCCUCCGGCUGCAAGGUGGGAAUUCCCGCGCACGGCGUCACCGGCUACAAGGACGUCAAGGCCGACGACGAGCAGUCUCUGAUGGACGCUGUCUCGAAGCAGCCUGUGUCCGUGGCCAUCGAGGCAGAUCAGAUGGCCUUCCAGCUCUACAAGGGCGGAGUGCUCAGCAAGACCUGCGGCACCAAGUUGGACCACGGCGUGUUGGUCGUGGGCUACGGAACCGAGGACGGCAAGGACUACUGGUUGGUGAAGCCUGCUGGCUGCAAGAGGAGUUUGGAUCCACGGGUCGAGAGGAACAGCUGGGGAUCUACGUGGGGUGAAUCCGGGUAUGUGAAGCUGGAGCGUGGCAAGCCGGGACCUGGUGAGUGCGGCAUCAAGAGCCAGGCAUCCUACCCCGUUGUGUCCGGCAAGGGCCCCUCUCCAUCUCCAUCUCCUCCCUCUCCUCCGUCUCCCCCAUCUCCUCCGACUCCCAGCACCAGCCACUAUGAGAAGCCGCCGUGCCAGAAGGACGAGACCCAGGCUGAGGUGGAGGGUGCCGGUGGCAGCGUGUGUGCCCCCAAGUGCAACACCGGCUCCUGCCCAACGGACGUCCCAGAGGGCACCACCGCCAAGCCCAUGUGCAUCCUUCAGGACGAGAGCAGCGGCGACAAGUACUGUGCCCUGGCCUGCAUUGUGGGUGGCUGCCCCGAUGGCUCCAAGUGCGUUCACCUGUCCAGCCUGCUGGGUGUCUGCAUCUAUCCGGACUCCAGCUCCAGCAUGAAGCUUGGAGUCGCGCCAGAUUCCAGCGAGAUCACGGUCUGA